Lottia gigantea (owl limpet) is the source of this 2080-nucleotide messenger RNA. RefSeq lists its product as hypothetical. The annotation marks the transcript as partial. NCBI's taxonomy places the organism in Eukaryota, Metazoa, Mollusca, Gastropoda, Lottiidae. The record is from RefSeq and is a predicted model, not a curated record. The transcript is spliced from 2 exons.
CAAUUUCCAAGAUGGAUAACUUCUAGGAAUAGAAAAAAGAAAACAAAUUAUAUUUUUGUUAUAAAUCAGUGAAUGUCAAGCCGCUAUCGGUGUCAGUUUGCGAAUGAAAUCCAUAAUGAUGCUGCAAAGGCCCUGCAUGGUUGAUUUCUGUGUUUCUGAGAUUCUGUAAAUUUAGGAUAAUGGCUAACAAGCAGACUUCAGAGAAAUGGGAUAAGAAGAAUAAAAAAGUUUCAAACAGUGGCAGCCAGUCUUUAUCACUUCUUCAACAAGGCACAGAAUUAGAGCAUGUCAAUGGUUAUGAUGAUCCCAGCACCUCUCAUACCAGCCCACGAUGUUCGGAAACUCCGAUAUUAAACCAGAUUACUGACGAAAAUGGUGAAGUAGACGAAUUUGUAUUCAAUCCAAAUCAGAAUGGUCUACAUUUAGGACAUAAUGGUAAAAACGACCAAGGUGCUGUUCCUAAAUCUUCAUUGUUAAAAAACUUAAAGAAAUUGAAAGUUGUAAAUGGGACGACAAAUGGAGAAACUUUCAAAUCAAAUAUCGGGAAAAAAGGAAAGAAAACAAAACGUCAUAAUUCUGCUUGCUGUGAUAUUUUCUGUGGUCAUCCUGAGGAAUUGAAGGACGAUUCACCGUAUCCGAAUCCAAAUAUAGACAAUGAUUCGGAUGUUAAUUUUGGGUGGAAUGAUGUUAAUGGAGGUGGAAUUCAUGGAUUUGUGAAUCCUAAUUUAGCCUUGAAUCCAGACAUUGAAAAUGGAGUGGAAAGAAAUUGUGUCUCUGUAGAAAAUUUGAAUGUGUCUGGUUCUGAGGACAGGUUAGAACGAAAUGGACGAAUGUCACGUGAUGUUUCUGAGAGUAGUUUAUCAGAGAUGAUAGAUGAAGGUGCUGUUUGUGAUUUUGACAGACUUCAACUUCCAGAGUUUGAGGAAAUGUAUGAAAUAGAUAACGUUGAUAUUGAUAAUGAUAAUGAAUUUGAUGAACUAGAAUCACCAGAUUUGUUAUUGACUUAUUCCCAAAAUCUGGAAGUUGGUGAAUCAUCCAAUUUGUUUAGAAAAGCCAGUAAAUAUGACCACUUUCCAAAUUGUGUUAAUAAAUACGACCAUUUUCCAAAAUGUGUGAACGUUUAUUCCCGACAUAACCUAGAGACGUCUGGAGCUUCAGCUGAGUCUGUAUCUAAUUAUCCUUUAAACUCGCGCAACGGAAUUCCCCCAGUCACAGACAAUUUAGAAGAUGACUUUAUUGACACUGAUCUUCCGUCGAAAGCAAGUGGUCGGAAUUCUUCAGAAUCGUUUUCCGGAAGUGACGAGGAAGCUUCCAGGGAACAGUUUGAAGAAAUAACAUCAGAUUUUUGUAAUGAUUUAUCUGGUGCUAGGAAUUCGCGAUGUUUGUCAGUGUCGAGCGAGAAUUCAUCACCAGGCCCUGAAAAUAAUCUAAUAAGUGUAAAUUGUGGGAGUAACAUUGACUUGAAUAAAGACGAUAGUUUAUAUCCAGUGGAUAAAUUACAUCUGUUAAGUCAUGAUGACUGUGAUAAUAGUAGCCAGAGUGAAAAUGGCGACAAUUCAGAAGAUAUUUCCCGAGAUUUACAUUUGAUAAAUUUAGCAGAAUUGUACUCUAGUGAUACUGUAGCUGGUUUUUCGCAUGGAGCGGUGGGGCAUUUUAAUCGCACAUGUCUUAAUGAUGAACAUGGAAUGAAUGCAAGUGGUGGUUCGUCUUCAUGGGAGAAAGUAUCGAACGCGGAAUUUCCAGUGUGCCACUGUCUUGGUACGAAUAGUUCAUGUGUUUCUCAUUCCUCCCGUUGGAAUCGAGUAAAUGACCUUAGUUCUAUCGGUAGUAGAAACUCAAACUUUCAAAGUGAUGAAAGCAAUAAAAAACAGAAAAUUUUUAAUAAAUUCCCUGUGUUAGGAAGUAGACAAUCGUGUGGAAGCCAGGCGGCACAGACUCACGGAAGCUGUAAUGGCAGAUCAUGUGAUCAAUCUGUUAAUUUACAGUGUGUUUCAAUGUCCAGUACAGACCAGUCUUCCUCUCAUAGGCCACGACGAUUAUUUCUACAUGCUAAUUGUGAACAUACUCCUUCUACUUCAGA